AUGGCUGAGAAGGAUGCAGAUCAUGAAGCAAACGCAUACCACCAGUCCGAGGAGCGCAAACGCCAGAAGAAAAUCAAAAGGUUGAAAUAUUUUGGUAUUUUCAUUGUGUUUCAAGUCAUAGUCAUCACCAUAUUCUCACUCACUGUGAUGAAAGCCAAGACUCCAAAACUCAAGUUGGCAAGCAACGCCUAUAUCCAAACACUCACCUAUUCCCCGGCAACACCUUCGUUCGACAUGAGCUUCGUAACACAAGUCAGAGUGCGAAACCCAAACUGGGGUCCUUUUAAGUUUCGUGACGGCACCAUCGUGUUUACAUACCAAGGUGUGGUUGUUGGGCAAGUUUAUAUUCCAAAUGGCAAAGUCGGAUUGCGAUCCACCAAAAAAAUCACUGUGCUUGUGAAUGUGAAUUCCAAUGCGUUGCCAGGCAAGUCUGCUCUUGGAAAUGAGCUCAGCAAUGGCUUGCUGUUGCUGACCAGCACAGCCGAGUUGAAGGGAAAGGUUGAGUUGAUGCUGAUCAUGAAGACAAAGAAGACAGCUGAAUUGAGCUGCUCUAUGGUGUUCAAUUUGGUAGCAAGGACUCUCCAGAAUUUGGAUUGUAACUGA
Molecule: messenger RNA, 603 nt
Organism: Prunus armeniaca (apricot)
Lineage: Eukaryota; Viridiplantae; Streptophyta; Magnoliopsida; Rosales; Rosaceae
Source: the annotation of a GenBank genome assembly